AUGCUUCUCCGUGCAAAGAGCUCCACACGUACCGACCUCAAUAUCACUCCUCUCGCAUCUCUCCGUUCAUCAACUAGAAUAGGUCUGGAAUGGAACGGGGGAAAACUAUGUAAGGACUAUAUGGGGUUUAUAUCUAUUUCUGAGUCCAUUCUGGAAUACUUUCUGCCUUUAUUUGAAUCACAUGACAUGCACCAACAAACGAUCAAUGUGUUUGAGUACGACCUUGAGGGACGAUAUAUACCCCCUACUAGCUGUCAGGACCCGGAGAAGUACAACGACACCAUCUUUGCAGCAUCUCUGGAUGCACAGUACCACUAUGCUUUCAAGUGGUGGGGAGACUUGAGUUCGCCCAUUCAAGACAGGAGCCUGUUGGCGCAUUACUCUUUUCUAUGGUACUCGACUGUGGUGCUUCAGCAUUGUGUGGACCUCUACUCGGCUUUCCUCAAUGGGCAAGGCCACCUCCAUGAGCUCCCCAGCAAUGUGUUGGAAAUGUUGCAAUGGGGAGAAGACAUCAGCAUAGCAAGCACAGAUGGGAUACAAAAUCUCGGUGUGCAUUUUGAGCAUUGUAACGGGGAAGUACUCCUUGAGACAAAAGCUGGUGAUGAGUCACUGCCCUGGGCCAAUCUGUGCUGGUGCACCAUCACCCAGAUUCAUACUCCGGCAUGGAGGAGAAUCAGAGGGCGAUCAGUGACAGCAGGGCUGGUCAGCUGUGUCUGGAAGCUCAGCAAAGACAUGGAUAACACUGUGGAUAGGGUUGAAGUUGGUGAGCUGGUGUUAGUGUCAGAACCAGAUGUAAGAGAGUCUGCAUCAAUGAGCUAUGGGCUAUAG
Molecule: messenger RNA, 828 nt
Organism: Tremella mesenterica DSM 1558
Lineage: Eukaryota; Fungi; Basidiomycota; Tremellomycetes; Tremellales; Tremellaceae
Exons: 5
Coding region: 1-828 (275 amino acids)
Source: RefSeq, a predicted model, not a curated record